Micropterus salmoides (largemouth bass) is the source of this 1272-nucleotide messenger RNA. RefSeq names its product solute carrier family 2, facilitated glucose transporter member 11-like. Gene Ontology annotation, molecular function: hexose transmembrane transporter activity. The record is from RefSeq and is a predicted model, not a curated record. Gene Ontology annotation, biological process: monosaccharide transmembrane transport. Gene Ontology annotation, cellular component: membrane. NCBI's taxonomy places the organism in Eukaryota, Metazoa, Chordata, Actinopteri, Centrarchiformes, Centrarchidae.
ACCUUGUACCUGAACGUAACUUCUUCGUGGUUGAUCUAAAACUUUACUAACCCCAGACCCUUACUGCGCACGCGUUGUUGUUCUUAAUUACUCACCGAGACAGUAGCUAUGUGAAGUUAAUCCUUACCUCCACACUGUUACGCACAACAAAUCUCUACGUGAGUAAAUCAUUGGUGUUGCAUUUGAAGAGUCCUGGUAAGAUAUCAGCUCAGUCUCUGUCUCUCUCGGUUGAUUGCAAAACUGCAUCCAAUCAUAAAACAGCUUAACGCUGUCACGCGCGUGGUGUAGGCGCGUGCACGAGCAUGCCUUGUAGAGGACCGCUAUGUGAGAGGUGGGCUGACCUGUGUGACUCGCUGUUGGACUCAAGUCACUUUUUACUGCCACCUUCGAGUAACAAUGUCGCAUGCUGGUGCACAGAAGAGCAGUUCUCUGACAUUGGUGCUCAUGGUUGCUUCUGCAGCCAUUGGAGGUACUCUUCAAUAUGGCUACAACCUGGCUAUAAUGAAUUCUCCCACAGCUUUUAUCCAAACCUUUGUCAAUGAGACGUUCCUGGAGCGCUGGGACAUUCAGUUGGAGGACUACCAGGUGACUCUGGUCUGGACAAUGAUUGUCUCCAUCUUCUCAUUGGGGGGCUUUGCAGGGGCAAUUAUCGCAGGACCCAUGACCAUACGCUUUGGGAGGAAGAAAUGCCUGCUGUUGAACAACAUUUUCCUCAUGACUGGUGCACUCUUAGCUGUGACGAGCAGAGCUGCCAAGUCUUUUGAGAUGAUAAUUAUUUCACGUGUUCUGGUUGGAAUAAACGCAGGGAUCAGCAUGAAUGUGCAACCUAUGUAUUUUGGAGAAAGUGCACCAAAGCACUUAAGGGGGGCUAUCUCCUUGUCAUCAGCUGUUUUCACAGCAUUUGGUGUUGUGUUAGGACAGGUGGUUGGACUCAGAGAGAUUUUGGGCAGUGAGCCAUGUUGGCAGUAUCUUCUUGCCAGUAAUGCCAUUCCUGGCUUCAUUCAGCUCCUCACCCUGCCGUGGUUCCCAGAGAGCCCCCGAUACCUGCUCAUCGACAGGGGGGACAAGGAGGCUUGUAUUAACGCUUUGAGGCGGCUGCGCGGCUGUGAGGUCCAGAACAGCGAGCUCGAUGAGAUUCUGCAGGAACAGGUUCAAACCAAAGGCAUGAGGCCCAGCCGACCCUGGGAACUUUUUACUGAUCGCUCGGUGCGCUGGCAGCUCAUCUCUGUCAUGGUCAUCAGCAGCGCCAUGCAGCUCUGUGGUAACGACUCA